AUGGUCACUUCAGCUCCCACAGUUACCCUACUAGAUCCACCAAUAGAUCUUUCAAAAGAUCAUCACGGUCCACCCGCUUCUUCCUCAUACACCUCUUACAUUUCCCUCGACACUUCCAAACCCCGAUACUUUCAAAACCCCUGGCCAUCAUAUCGAUCCGCAUCACUCAACGAUGCUUGGUUGGCGUAUCAAAAAGGUGCUGCCAUAGCCUAUGCUCAAACGCAUAGUAUCCCUCCGAAGAGGAUUUCAUCAGGUGCAUCGAAUCAUGAUGACGAAGAGGCCUUGCUGGAGGUGGAAGCAGACGUGGAAGAAAUACCCAAGAUCAGACGUGUUAAAUCGAGAGUGUACGUCAGACCAUCUUUCUCAGAGAUUAGGGAUGAAGAUGAAGAAGAUGAUUGGAGAGAUCCUCCUGUAACUGUGGUCGCACCCAAGUGGGAGAAAACGGAAAAAGAGACGGUGACGUGGUUAGGACAUGCUAGUGUGUUAGCGAGGAUACCAUGGGAGGACAAGAGUAAGGAGGGAAUGUGUGGGUUAUUAUUUGAUCCAAUUUUUUCAUACAGAUGUUCCCCAUCGCAAUACGUCGGUCCAGCUAGACAUCUCGAUCCACCAUGUUCGGUAUCUGAACUUCCAGAGAUACACGCAUGUUUCAUUUCUCAUGAUCAUUAUGAUCAUCUAGAUCAUUACACGAUACUAGAUUUAUGGAAGUACCAUGCUGUUACAAUUCAUUUCUUUGUGCCAUACGGUCUGAAGAAAUGGUUCGAAUCCUGUUCUAUCCCCUCCGACCGGAUCACAGAGUUUGAUUGGUGGCAUGAAGCUCUUCUUUCUUUUCCCCCAAGUUCAACAUCCCCUUCUUCCGACAGUAGUGAUGGUUUGAUGCUGAAAGUGGCCUUCACACCUGCACAACAUCGCAGUGGUCGGGGUGUGCUGGAUCACAUGACAACACUGUGGGGAAGCUGGGUGGUAGGGGUAGUAUCUCCUUCUGAUGUUGGACGAGCCCAGGAACGAGGGAUGAACGUAUGGCAAGGGUUUAAAAUGUUUUUUGGAGGCGAUACAGGAUAUAGAUACGCAACAUCACCAACCCAGGACCCACUCUCAAUCUGUCCCGCCUUUACUCAAAUCGCUUCUCUCUAUUCCCCAUUCUCAUUAUCAUGUUUACCGAUAUCUACAGGAUCAUCACUUCCUUUUCUUCGUACUCUUCUAUCACUCUCAUUAGAUCAAUAUACACUCACUUCAGCAUUACAUUGUUCCCCCGCAGAUGCAAUUUCCAUCCAUCGGAUCCUUGGCGCUGAACGUGGGUUGGGUAUACAUUGGGGGACGUUCUGCGAUUCGGACGAAGCGAGAGGUACAAGGGUUGAAUUUGGUCGUGUGAGACGUUCGGCUGGUUUGGGGACGAAAUGGGAUGAAAAAGGUUGUUUUGUGGUUUGUGAUAUUGGACAGACUUUGGAGUUUGAACCGUUUAACAGUGGAUAA
Tremella mesenterica DSM 1558 is the source of this 1470-nucleotide messenger RNA. RefSeq lists its product as uncharacterized. Gene Ontology annotation, molecular function: N-acylphosphatidylethanolamine-specific phospholipase D activity. Gene Ontology annotation, biological process: N-acylethanolamine metabolic process; N-acylphosphatidylethanolamine metabolic process. Gene Ontology annotation, cellular component: cytoplasm; membrane-bounded organelle. The record is from RefSeq and is a predicted model, not a curated record. NCBI's taxonomy places the organism in Eukaryota, Fungi, Basidiomycota, Tremellomycetes, Tremellales, Tremellaceae. The transcript is spliced from 5 exons. The coding region runs from base 1 to 1470 and encodes 489 amino acids.